AUUACUGAUGUAGAGAUAAGAUUAAACUGUUAUAAAUAUAAUAAAGAAGUGUUUAUCAGUUAGUAGAAUAUUCGUGGUAAAGUCGUAUUGCUAUUGAAAUAAUGGCUGACCGCCCCUGUAACAUAAAUAAUGGCAUCCAGUAUCCUCACACACCUUCAUGGAGACCCAGACAGUGUGGUUGUUCCAAGAACUCCCCACAUACUAGUGCACAAUGUCCUGGAUGCGUCAAUCGCCCGAACAUUUGCUGGCCUCCACCACCUGGAUUCAGUAAUCCUUAUCCUGGGGGCGUAAACCUUCCUGCUUCUGCUCCUCCAUUUCCUCCAAAUGCUCCUGCUUUUCACGGUCCAAACUCUACAUUUUCACCAUCAACAUUUCCUGGGCAUUCAUAUCCACCCAAACAUGUAAUAUCUGCUAACCAUCCAAAGCUUGGAUUGGGCGCUAAACCUUAUUAUUGGGUGGACACCUUUGCUAGGGGCGCUGUUCCCACUACAGCCCUUCAUGCAGGUCAUGAUAUUGAUGGAACGCAAAUAUUCGUCGGAAGGGCGUUCCAUGAGGGUGAUUGGAUACCUGCUAAAGUUAUUCCGGAAAAGAAUGUCGCUUAUGUAGCUUAUGGAGGCGCUGAACAUCCAAAAGAUCGUUAUCAGGUUUUAUGUGAGCAAAGAUUUGACUGGGAACCAACAUCAGGAGGGCAGGUUCCACCAGGUGCAGUGGAAGGAGGCCGAACCUCAGACGGAGAAACCCUUUAUAUUGGAAGAGUGCACCAUGAUGGUGCUCUUACUGUUGGAAAGGUUCAUCCAAGUCAUGGAGUCUGCUACAUUCCAUUCGGUGGAAGGGAAAUUGGACAUGACUCUUACGAAAUUUUGGUCUUGAGAAACUAAAUGUUUCGGACUAAAACUUACAAAUUCGUUAACAAUUAUUGUCUUUUUGAAACCAUUGUUGUAGCUGUACUAAUAAUAAAUUUUAGUUUGGCGCUAUGAACCGACAAAGUGUAGUUGUGUUAUAAUGUGCAGUACUGUAACCAUGUAACCACACUGUGCAUGAUCUAGAAUUUAUUUUGCAUUAUAUAAAAUAAUUAAUAUAUUUUGUUUUGAAAUUA
This is a messenger RNA of Dendroctonus ponderosae (mountain pine beetle), 1096 nucleotides long. RefSeq lists its product as uncharacterized. The transcript is spliced from 5 exons. Bases 102 to 878 code for a protein of 258 amino acids. Lineage: Eukaryota; Metazoa; Arthropoda; Insecta; Coleoptera; Curculionidae. The record is from RefSeq and is a predicted model, not a curated record.